Messenger RNA from Onthophagus taurus, 1270 nucleotides. NCBI's taxonomy places the organism in Eukaryota, Metazoa, Arthropoda, Insecta, Coleoptera, Scarabaeidae. The record is from RefSeq and is a predicted model, not a curated record.
GUCAAUAAAAAUUUUUAAAUGUCACUUUUUAGGUAAAACCAUUAAAACUUUUAUGACUAAAAUUUUUGCAAAUGAUUUAAAAUCUCACAGUGAUGGAGAGAUUGGUGAUGCGACGAUGUUGCUGUAAAAGCGGAUGUAGUGUUCCUAAAUGUGCCGUCCUUAUCAUACUGAUUAGCAUGGCAUUAUCUGGACUAGUCUGUGCAGGAUCAAUAUAUGAUUUAAAAAAGCAAAAAAAAGGGGCUGGUUUAAGGAAUGCGAUUUUACAAAUAGUGAUGAAAUACGACGAGAACGACCUUUUCGCAGAAUAUAGAGUAAUGACUUUAUCUAUACAACUAAGUAUAGUGGUAAUAGCGAAUAGUGCAAUAGGGUUUCUAUUUGGUGUAUUUGCUUUAUAUGGAAUAAUGAUGCGGAAAAAAUAUUAUGUACUUCCUUGGUUAGUUUUUAAUGGUGCAUCAUUAGUGGGAUUAACAUUCGUUUUUAUCGUCUUCUCUGUAGUAUUUCCAUUGGGUUUGGUACUAUUGAUUAUAUGCCUUAUGGAUACAUCUAUAUCGUUGGACACAGUUUCUUCUUUCGGCUUGCAGCAGCUGAAGCUAGGGCUAAGGAGAGUGACUCAUUUCAUUCAUCCAUGCUUUAGUUAUUUAGAUAAAGGGAAUGGAAAAAAAUCAAUGUCAUUUUUUGUUAAAAAUCUCACAACUAUGGAGAAUUUGGUGAUGCGUAAAUGUUGCUGCAAAACCGGCUUCGGUGUCCACAAAUGUGCGGUAUUGAUCGUUUUAAUUAGCAUGGCAAUUUCCGGAUUAAUGUUAGCGGGGGCCAUUUACGAUCUACGGACACAGAAAGACGGCAAAAAUAUAAGAAAUUGGAUGUUACAAGUAGUUAUGAAAUACGAUGAAAAUGAUUUAUUUACAGAUUAUAGAGUAAGGACGUUGUCUGCACAAGUAGUCAUUAUUACAAUAACGAAUAGUGCAAUUGCGUUCGUAUUUGGAAUAGCUGCUUUAUACGGAAUACUAACGCGUAAAAAAUAUUUCAUCCUUCCUUGGUUAAUUUUUAAUGGUAUAUCAUUAAUAGGAAUAAUAUUUAUUUUUGUCAUCUUCUCUAUACUAUUCCCAUUGGGCUUAAUACUACUGACCUUUGCAGUCCCUUACGCAUAUAUUUAUAUUGUUGGACACAGCCUUUUCUUUAGACUCUCGGCAGCUGAAGAUAGAGCAAGAGAAAGUGAUUCAUUUCUUAAUACAUAAACUAAUUAAUGAAAUAAAUAAUGAGCAUCAAACCG